This is a messenger RNA of Saccostrea echinata, 1427 nucleotides long. Its product is annotated as phosphatidylinositol-glycan biosynthesis class W protein-like. The transcript is spliced from 6 exons. Gene Ontology annotation, cellular component: membrane; endoplasmic reticulum. Gene Ontology annotation, biological process: protein localization to plasma membrane; GPI anchor biosynthetic process. The coding region runs from base 23 to 1423 and encodes 466 amino acids. Gene Ontology annotation, molecular function: glucosaminyl-phosphatidylinositol O-acyltransferase activity. The record is from RefSeq and is a predicted model, not a curated record. Lineage: Eukaryota; Metazoa; Mollusca; Bivalvia; Ostreida; Ostreidae.
UGAUCCGGUAUGUUUUGAAAACAUGUCAACGCCGACGAACAAGUCCUCGUAUAAAGAACUAAAAGAACAGUUUGUGAGUGGGCAUCAGGGGUCGUCUGCCGCAGAAAUAACUUUAAUUUAUCUAGGCAUAGCUUGUUGUGUUUUUCUUCACAAUGUUUGCGUCCCAAAGUGGAGAAAUCGAUGGCCCCAUGGGAUUGUUGACUUCCUUGUUCUUGUACUCCCCGGACUCCUCUCGGUCACAAUCCUCAACGAAUCAAAGAUUCUGAUUGUAGUGACUCUCCUAUUUAUGGCAGCUGUUUCAUUCAUUACUCAGAAGGAAAGCAAGACAAGCAAUAAAUCCACCGUUCCUUUUCUUCAACAAGAAUUCAAACAGAAACUUGAUUUUGUUAGUAAUUUUAGAACUUUUGCCUUAAUUUGUACAUCUAUAUGUAUCUUAGCUGUGGACUUCAAAGUGUUCCCAAGAAGAUUCUGUAAAGCUGAAACAUUUGGUACAGGCUUGAUGGAUACAGGUGUUGGUCUAUUCAUUGUAGCCAAUGGUAUUGUGUCGCCAGAAUCUCGCAACAAAUCAAAUGUUUCAAGUCUCAAAAGCUCUGUUUUAUCAUCUGUUCCUCUAAUUAUUAUUGGAUUGGGUAGAGUCCUCUCAACUAAAGGUGUAAAUUACCAAGAGCAUGUAACAGAAUAUGGAGUGCAUUGGAAUUUUUUCUUCACAGUAUCUGCAGUUAAGAUUUGUUCAAGUCUUAUUUUGACAUUCCUUCCAUUCAAUCUCUCAGGGCCUGCAGUUUUUGUGAUUCUAAUCUAUCAACUGUUCCUCACUAAAUUUGGUAUGACUGAGUACUUAGACCUGGGAGCUGAUGGUAAAGGUGGUAGACAAGGCUGGUUUGACUCCAACAGAGAGGGCAUUGUGUCCUGUGUAGGCUACCUGUCUCUGUACUUCCUAGCAGUGGAGCUGGGGAAGCAUAUAUUUAAUAAAGAAAGAAAAACAAUUAGAGACUGGAUGCAGUUUGCCCUAGUUCUAUGCUUUCUCCAGGCUGUAUUCUGGUGUGUGAUGAUCUGGUCUGAAAUUCAUAUUCAGGAAGUCUCCAGACGUUUUGCCAACUUUGCAUAUGUUACCUGGAUUAUGGCCUUGUCAGUAUUCCUCCUCUUUCUGUUGUUGAUGACAGAUUUGUUCAGCUAUUUUCAGUCAUUCACAUUUUCUGAAAUCAAGAACAAGGAAGGUGAUGUUUGCCUGUUGUCUGCUGUAAAUUAUAAUGCACUGUUAUAUUUCCUGUUGGCAAAUGUUUUCACUGGACUUGUAAAUUUGUGCAUAGACACUAUACAAUCUUCACCAACAAAAAGCAUGGCAAUACUUGUCAUUUACAUGGGCAUUUUGAGUUUUAUAUCAAUUGUGUUUUACAAAUGGAAAAUACAAUUAAAAUUCUGGUAGCACU